AUAAGUUCCAACUUUGGCUGGUAGUUGAAUACGUGUUCUUUGUGCAGGCCUUGAGUUAGGGAUUUGCUGAUAGAUUAAGAAAAAAGAAAAUGGCCCUUGCAAUGGGAAGAGCAUUGCUUGCGCAGCCUUGUUCUUCAUCUUCUUUGUGCUUCACCUCAAAGAAUAUAUCCAAGUCGUCAUUAGGAGCCGUGCAUACAUUUUGGCCCCCUAAAACAGGAAGCAGUCCAUCUUAUAGACGAGCUGUGGUUCGUGCCCAGCAACGACCCACUUGGCUUCCAGGGCUUGACCCUCCUCCAUAUCUUGAUGGAACUUUGCCCGGAGACUACGGGUUUGACCCACUUGGGCUUGGAGAGGAUCCAGAAAGCUUGAAGUGGUAUGUACAGGCAGAGCUGGUUCAUGCUCGCUUUGCAAUGCUUGGAGUUGCUGGAAUUCUUUUCACUGACCUUCUACGUGUAACUGGAAUACGCCAAUUGCCAGUUUGGUAUGAAGCAGGUGCAGUAAAAUUCGAAUUUGCAAGCACACGAACAUUGCUCUUUGUUCAACUGCUCUUAAUGGGAUAUGCUGAGACAAGAAGGUACAUGGAUUUUGUUAGCCCUGGAUCUCAGGCCAAAGAGGGAUCCUUCUUUGGAAUGGAAGCUGCACUACAAGGCUUGGAACCUGGCUAUCCGGGAGGUCCACUACUAAACCCUCUUGGCCUGGCUAAGGACAUCAAAAAAGCUCAUAACUGGAAGCUUAAAGAGAUAAAAAAUGGACGGCUUGCAAUGGUAGCAAUGCUGGGAAUCUUUGUGCAAGCAGCUGUUACUCAUGCAGGUCCCAUUGAUAACCUUGUUAAGCACCUCUCGAGUCCCUGGCACAAUACCAUCGUUCAGACACUCGCUAACUAACUGAGCUUCUUAAAUAUUAUAUAUGAAAUGUAAUUAUUUAUGCAGUUAUCAAUUAUAACAAGAUUCUAGGCACUGUUCCUGGAUUGUAGUUGAACUUUCUUACUUCCAAUUUUCAUCUGAAUCUGCGAAAUCAACUAUUACCUUACGUGCA
Molecule: messenger RNA, 1035 nt
Organism: Jatropha curcas
Lineage: Eukaryota; Viridiplantae; Streptophyta; Magnoliopsida; Malpighiales; Euphorbiaceae
Gene: LHCA5
Product: photosystem I light harvesting complex protein 5
Biological process (GO): photosynthesis, light harvesting
Cellular component (GO): membrane
Source: RefSeq, a predicted model, not a curated record